CUAUAUAUUAACUACACUGUUCUCGAUACACCGGAAAGCACCGAUUUCUUCACUAAAAUGAAGCUCUCUAUUAUGUCCACGAUCAUUGCAAUCAUUUGUGGAGCCCUGGCGGCCCCUACUACCGAAGGCCAAGACACGCCAAAUAGCGGCCUGGGGUCUCGCGGCGUUGCCAGUGGUUGCUAUCCCUUUGCUCUCCCUCGUUGCGGUCUCUCCGAAACAUACUGCCAGUGUGCUGACGGGCGCUUUUACGAUUACAACGGUAAAAAGGGGUGUAACCCACCCGGAGGAAUAAUCUCUGAGUCGGUCACUGGUAUACCGGGAUAUACCUGCACCUAGCUGGGAACCCUCCAUUGAGUUUAUGUUGAACGUAAACUGAUAAUGAAAUAUGUUUUUGUCUUUGUGCGCUUUGUGUCAUCGAC
This is a messenger RNA of Aspergillus piperis CBS 112811, 419 nucleotides long. RefSeq lists its product as uncharacterized. The transcript has 3 exons. The coding region runs from base 58 to 336 and encodes 92 amino acids. Lineage: Eukaryota; Fungi; Ascomycota; Eurotiomycetes; Eurotiales; Aspergillaceae. The record is from RefSeq and is a predicted model, not a curated record.